This is a messenger RNA of Batrachochytrium dendrobatidis JAM81, 1305 nucleotides long. RefSeq lists its product as uncharacterized. The record is from RefSeq and is a predicted model, not a curated record. Lineage: Eukaryota; Fungi; Chytridiomycota; Chytridiomycetes; Rhizophydiales. Gene Ontology annotation, molecular function: protein binding. Bases 1 to 1305 code for a protein of 434 amino acids. The transcript is spliced from 5 exons.
AUGAGUGAGGAUACCAAGUUGCAUAUGGAUGUUGAUGAGCCUAUAUUUAGUUUGAUUCACAACAGCACUGCUCCAGUGUGUGCCAUUCCAGACUUUGAACAGCUACUGCAACUCACAGUUCAAUCAGGAAGACUGCCUGCUAAACUUUUGAUAGCUACCAAUGAUGCUAUAGAUAUGGACUUGAAUGGUUCAACACUUCCUGUAGCCAGUAUAUUACAAUCAGGAGAUGCUGCAACCAGCGUUCUUAAACUCAUUUGGACAUGGCAGUCACCAUCUGUUCUUAGUGCCAUAAGAAUAGGCAUGUUUGGCAAUCAAUCUGAUGUUCCUACAGUUGUUGUUACUGAUACUGCGGGAAAACUCACUUUUCUUAAACACAGGCCCGAAGUUGAAGGGGAUGGCCAAGUCACAGCAACUGAGCUUGAUACAAAAAGCAGCUGUAUAUCUAGCAUGGCUUUGGGAAAUCUGGCACAUCAAACACAAUUGGACAUUGCUAUCGGAGAUGCGUCAGGUGCAGUCGCACUUGUAUUGGGUGGAAAGCAAAUAUUCAUCCGCAAGGAUAUUGGAUCUUCAGUUACCUGUUUAGCAAUCCAGUCUCGGCCAACUCAGCGUCCAUGUGUUGUUGCGGGCGAUUCAUUUGGUGCCAUUACAACGUUUGAUUUCCACGACUCUGUUUCAACAAAAAUCCGAUUGAGAGAUGCAGUCUUGCCUGUCUUGAAUACAGAUGUACCCGCAUGCCAUAUGAUCCGAUGCAUUCAUCCGGUAACGUUGCUGGAUAGCGAGGGUGUAUUGUCGCAUUAUAUAUUGGCAUGCGAUGGAACUCCAUUUUUAUAUUAUCUAGUAGCAGGCCAUUGUGUUGCAUGCGUAAAGCUUCCAUCGCAGAUUAGUUGCAUUACAUCUGGCCAGCUUUUAAAAGUGCCCCAAUCAACAAACACUGUAAGCCAAGCUGACACUACUAAAAGCCAAAUAGCGGUUGGCGGGACCAAUGGAUACAUUUAUCUGGUUGAUAAUUUGGUGGUGUCCAUGUAUGCCAAUAUUGAUUUUCCCGUUACAUGCAUUAUACCACAUCGAUCACCAUCGUUUACACCCACUGAAGCCGAUCUUUUGCUAUGCGCCGGUCACUGUGCCAAUCUAUUUAUAUUCCAAGAUAAGCAGCUUUUGCAUCGGUUCAAAACAAGUGCAUGGGUGUGGGACAUGUGCUCAUUGGAUGCCAAAUCUCAAUUUGCUAUAUGCACUCUUGAUAAUUUGGUUCAGGUCAUUCGAUUUAAGGCGGAUGAUGAUGAAGAAGGAGAACUAGUAGAUGAAUAA